UUAUGAAGGUUGGGUUGGCCAUCAAACCCGUCCAAUAUGCCUGAGUUGAACUAUAAUAUUGAGUUACUAACUAAUUACAGCUUGAGCGCUCUGAUCAAAUAGAUCGUUAGUAGCUUUAGCGUUGAUUAUGUGAAUUUUAGUUAAUUCACUCUUAGGCCCAAUGGAAGCCCAGCAGUGAAGUGUGAACCAAGACUAACGGUUCUCCGCUGCCACUUGUCGUCCCCGAAAUUCAGUUCAUAUUUUCAGAGUUCAUAUUUUCCAAUCACUCCGAAAAGAGCCUUCAUUUAGGUGUGUCACAUUUGAGGGUUGGAUUUUGCACAGAGAAGGAUGGGGAGAAUGAUAUUGAAUAAUGCAUUGAGAUCGAUAGUGAAUGCGGAGAGAAGGGGGAAAGAUACUGUGGAGUUGAAACCCAUAUCCACAGCAAUGUCAUCAUUCCUCAAAAUCAUGAAAGAUCGAGGUUAUAUCAAGGAUUUUCAAGUUUUUGAUCCGCAUAGAGUGGGGAGGAUAACAGUUCAACUACAAGGUAGGGUUAAUGAUUGUAAAGCUCUUACUUACAGGCAGGAUGUGAAGGCAAGAGAUAUUGAAGAGUACAAAAUGCAAAAACUUCCAACACGACAGUGGGGUUAUGUUGUGAUUACUACUCCCGAAGGUGUGUUGGAUCACGAAGAGGCUGUUAAGCGUAAUGUUGGGGGUCAGGUUCUUGGCUAUUUUCAUUAGAUGGGGAAGGGAGAAAUGUUCUCCAGUAUGAUGAUAUUCCGACUUCACCAACGUGAGUUUGUUGUUUUGUUUACCUCAAUAUCAAGUUAUGUGAAUCUGGUGUCAACUUAUGAUUUAGAUAAAUGGUAAAGCAGGAUCAUUCCUCUUGAAACAGCGCUCUUGUUUAUUACAAAAAUGGUAGCAGCAUUUAGUAAA
Malus domestica (apple) is the source of this 912-nucleotide messenger RNA. RefSeq names its product small ribosomal subunit protein uS8my-like. Gene Ontology annotation, biological process: translation. The record is from RefSeq and is a predicted model, not a curated record. Gene Ontology annotation, molecular function: structural constituent of ribosome. Gene Ontology annotation, cellular component: cytosolic small ribosomal subunit; ribosome. Lineage: Eukaryota; Viridiplantae; Streptophyta; Magnoliopsida; Rosales; Rosaceae.